GAUUAACGCCAAGCACAUCUCAACUUCUGAGCCAGUCAAGUCGUCAACUGAAAACUUGCCCACUCAAUCCCGGUUCUCUCAGCCACAGAGGGCAGGCACAUGGAUCAGCAGGAGGACCCUGGGCAAAUGAGCAAAGAGGGUUUCGUGUUAGCGGCGUGUGACUUCUCUUUCUCAUAGCUCUAUAAAAGACCUCGAUUUGUCGAGUUUUUCAGUUGUUUUUGGGAGGUCGAAUGCAGCAGCAUUAUUUGAGGUGCUAGAGAGGCAAAAGAGACAAUGGCUUCAGGUCUCGAACAAUUCAUUCGGUUUGGCACCGACGCGGCCGGACUCGAGCGCUUCCUCCGCCUCAUCCAGGCCAUCCUCCAGGUGACGCUAUUCUACCGGCUUCCCUUCAACGCCCUGGUCAGCGCCAUCCACCUCUGGCAGGCGCCGCAGUCCGCCGUCGCCGUCGCCGAUACCGCCUUCAUCGCGACGGUCCUGACCGGGCUCCGGUCGCGCGUCGCCCUGGGCCGGCGCUUCUUCCGCAUGUUCCGCUUCGUCGAGUCGUUCCACGCCGCACACAGGCUGUGGGGCUCGCUCUCCCCGUCCCCCUCCUCCUCCUCCAAGGCGUCGUCAUCGUCGUGGUCACCCGGCCGCGCCGAGACGUACCUGGACGUGGCCGGCCGCACCUUCAACGGCAUGUACCUCCUCCUCGAGACGGCCCUGCUGCCCGAUGCGCUCGGCGUCGAGGGCCUGCGGCCGUGGGGCGCGCGCGGGCCGAUGCUGGCCGUCGAGGCUCAGCGCUUCUGGUUCCUGUCGCUGGCGUGCGGCGCUCUGGCGGGGGCGCUGCGGCUCCUGGAGCUGUGGGCUCUCGCGCCUGUGCCGGAGACGGGUGGUGGGUACGGCGAUGGGAGCGGCGAUGGGAGCGGUGGGGGUACCGGGGAGGAGGAGGAGGAGAAGGCGGUGGCGGCGGAGAAGCGGACAGAGGAGAAAGGGGUGGAGACUAGCGUGUUGCGGCAGCAACAGGCGCGAGAACGCGAGCGUCGGAACGAGCAGCGCGAGGGCCGUCGGCGAGAAACCGUGGCUCGUUCUCGGGCUCUAGUACGGCGGCUUGUGGCCGAUGUAUUAGACCUUGCCUUACCGGGCAGCGUGGUUGGCUAUGUCAAAGUAGACGAGGGGUCUGUGGGGUUGGCGAUGCUGGGCAGUACCGUUCUUACAGGUCUAGAGGUAUGGGAGAGAUGCGGACGCGAAGCAGAUGCCAUGUCAGGUUAGCUAGCUAGGUACGUAGGAAGGUAGGUAGUUUCCUUGUCACGCGCCUGAGCAAGCAAGAAGGCAUAGAACCGACUGGCAUAAUCAUUCUUGUACAGG
Molecule: messenger RNA, 1344 nt
Organism: Phialemonium atrogriseum
Lineage: Eukaryota; Fungi; Ascomycota; Sordariomycetes; Cephalothecales; Cephalothecaceae
Product: putative ex11b-like protein
Exons: 2
Coding region: 274-1248 (324 amino acids)
Biological process (GO): peroxisome fission
Cellular component (GO): peroxisomal membrane
Source: RefSeq, a predicted model, not a curated record